Messenger RNA from Exophiala bonariae, 981 nucleotides. RefSeq lists its product as uncharacterized. Gene Ontology annotation, biological process: fatty acid catabolic process; acyl-CoA metabolic process. The record is from RefSeq and is a predicted model, not a curated record. Gene Ontology annotation, cellular component: peroxisomal matrix. Gene Ontology annotation, molecular function: fatty acyl-CoA hydrolase activity. Lineage: Eukaryota; Fungi; Ascomycota; Eurotiomycetes; Chaetothyriales; Herpotrichiellaceae. The transcript is spliced from 2 exons. Bases 1 to 981 code for a protein of 326 amino acids.
AUGCCAGGACCCAGUAAGCUUGAUUUUGAAGAGCAUCUAGAGCUGAAGAAAAUUGGGGAGGAUGUCUUCACCAACGUCCAUCAACCAUGGGUGUUCUACAUCACUUUCAACGUCCCUGGCCCAGUGAUGAUGGCGGAAGCAGCGGCAGCGGCAUACAAAACUGUCCCGGAAGGCUUCAUGUUGGACUCGCUGCACACACAAUUCAUGCUGGGUCCCAAAGCCGAUAAACCUCUCGUUUAUAAGGUUCAGAGAGUAAGUCAAGGUCGGAGGUUCGCAGUACGGAUCAUCAUCAUCGAGCAAGAUGACAAGCCCGUCGUCGCGGUGACGGCAAGUUUCAUGAGCGGUCAAGCAUGGACGGGUCAGGCAAUGAAGCACGCUGCGGCUAUUCAAAUCAAGGAACGGAUUGACAAGAUUACGCUGGACGAUUUCGUGCAUAUGCGGACGGAACGGGGCCCGUUCAUGGAAUUUCAGCGCCUUCCGCUACAGCAUUCUAAUCCCCAGGAUCCAAGCACGACGAUUGCACCUGUGGUUGCUAAGAUCGAACCACCCAUUAAAUCACCAACCGGAAGCGCAGCACAUCUACUUGCAAUCGUCCAUAUGUCCGACUACCACGUGAUGGACUGCCCGUUGUCGAUCCAUGGGGUUGAAUUUGGGUUAUCUAAGAUUAAUGACUACGAGCGCAAGCAGGUGCCUUACAAGAUGAAAAUCAUGACAAGUCUCAACCAUACAAUUCACUUUCAUAUCCACGACGGUUUCCGCGCAGAUGACCUACUGUACGUUGAAGCUACGUCUCCAUGGGCCAAGGAUGGGCGGGGGAUGAUUCACACAAAGAUCUACACCAAGGAUGGUUUGUUGGUCGCAACUUGUGUUCAAGAGGUUCGUGUGAUCCAUGACAACGAGGUGCAAUUGCGUUUCUUGGAAGUACUAACGAUUGAAAAUAGGCUUUUUAUGUUUUCAAAGACGUACCAAAGCUUUGACUGA